CCCUUGAGUUCCAGGGAAGUCCGGCAUGAGGCCAACCCUUCUGUAUUUCUCCUUGUGGACCUGGGACAGGCAGAGGGGUCUGACUUGGUCUCCUCCUGAUUUUCUUCCCAGCACCUGCGGCGAGCUGCUCUGGGCCAUCAUCACCUCGCCGUACUGCAGCAGGGAUGCAGUCCUGUCCCUGCUCCUGGCCAAGGAGAAGGAGGGCCCUUGGCUGCCUCAAGGAGAGGAACAGUCCACGCAUCCUCUUCCCGCAGCUAUGGCCAGAGCGACGAGGCUCAUCGGGAGGAUCGUCCGGUCCGAGGAGUGUCCCAUGGUGCUGGAGGCUUGGUUCCCUGAAGUUCUGCUCUGCCUGGUGGAUACCAUCAUGACAGGCGCCAGGCAGCAGAAUACAUCAGCCCAAGGAGCGGACCAUCUGCCUCCGGAGGAGAUGGUUGACACCAUCCAGGUGCUGCUAGCCAGGGUGGCACACCUGACCCUGGAAGAGAGCUGCAGGGAGAUGCUGUGCCGCCCCAGCUGCUGCCUCCAGGGCAUGGCCACGUUGGUGACGGCCCUAACAGAGACCUCCCCCUCCGCCACAUGCGCCCUCCAGAGACAUCUAAGUUCUGUCCUGGAGAAGGAAGAGGCAAAGGAGCAUUUGGCUGCAGUGGUGGCCUUCUUUGUUGAGCUGCUGGCUAAUUACAAGAGCCAAGCUCCCUUAGAGAAGAUCUGGAAGCUCCUCAUGGCUUGGCUGGAACACCCCAGCCAGACCAUUCGCCAGCUGAGCAGGAAGGGCCUUCUCCACCUCUGCAAGAACUACAAGGUGGUAAGUGGCCCUCGCCCACAGGGGAUAGACAAAUGCUGAGCUCCUCCGCUUCGGGAACAAUGGUAGAAAUGGUUAGGUUUGUCUUCUCUCUUUCAUUGGAGGAGAGU
This is a messenger RNA of Candoia aspera, 909 nucleotides long. RefSeq lists its product as uncharacterized. Gene Ontology annotation, cellular component: cytoplasm. Bases 26 to 841 code for a protein of 271 amino acids. The transcript has 5 exons. The record is from RefSeq and is a predicted model, not a curated record. NCBI's taxonomy places the organism in Eukaryota, Metazoa, Chordata, Lepidosauria, Squamata, Candoiidae.